This is a messenger RNA of Ambispora gerdemannii, 426 nucleotides long. NCBI's taxonomy places the organism in Eukaryota, Fungi, Glomeromycota, Glomeromycetes, Archaeosporales, Ambisporaceae. The record is from the annotation of a GenBank genome assembly.
AUGUCCUCUACACAGAAUUCCGAGGAACAACCACAACAAAUCGACGAUUCCACCACCACCCUUAAAGAAACAACAACAGUAUCACAAGGACCAGCAGGACCAAACACUUUAUCUGCUGAAUCGAAUUAUGUUUAUGCGUUGAUGAGAACUUACUAUCAAAGUAAAUACUCACGCGAAGCAGUUCUACUAGCAGUCUAUAAGGAUGAACGUGCCGCGUUAAAUGCUCUUCUUCGUGAGCACAAAGAAUCCUUGGAAAGUGGCAGCGGGCAAAAUGAAAAAGUAUGGGGGAAUAGUCGUUCUACCAUGUAUGGCUGUUCAUGGACGACCUGGAAACUUGAGAGACGGGAACUUAUUACUAGCGUUGAAAAUCAUAUUGAACCCGAAUACGAUGGAGAAAUACGAGAAAUAGCGGAUUAUGAUUUUUGA